This is a messenger RNA of Cryptotermes secundus, 1401 nucleotides long. RefSeq lists its product as uncharacterized. Lineage: Eukaryota; Metazoa; Arthropoda; Insecta; Blattodea; Kalotermitidae. The record is from RefSeq and is a predicted model, not a curated record. Bases 54 to 686 code for a protein of 210 amino acids. The transcript is spliced from 5 exons.
UCAGAGUAUAACGGCGAUACAUCGAAAAAUAGUACCAGAACACAGAGUUCGCGAUGGUGAUAUCCAGAGCUCUACAUCGAUACGUCCUUCUGUACUGCUGUAUCAUAGAAUGCCUAGCUAGUGAGACGUCAGGUGGAAAUGAAGUCUCGAAAGUCAAUUUAACUCACGGAACGAAGCAAUCCAGGAAGCGUCGCUUCCUGGUCUAUCCUGAUAACGGAAGUUUUGCUGAGAUGAUAAUGGGGUUUGGUCUGCCAAUACUGAUUCAAGAUCAGUCACUCACCAUGGGAACAGUGGUCAAGUUCCUCUAUGGCGUCCCCACGAACUCUUCCGUAUAUCUGGAUUCUGUAUUUAACCGCGAGCGCCGAAGUGUUUCAAAGACUUCACGAUGGGAUAUUUAUUCCAUGCUGGAGGCAGCCUGUAGCAGACUGGGGUUGGACGGACGAGCCUGCGUUCUCAGAGCCAUCUGUGAGGCCGCAGACACAACACUGCAACACAAUGGCCUGGCUGGAGAGGUGCUGCAUGUUCUGCUCACGCCCUCGACAACAACGGAGGCCCGCAGAACCUACAUGGAUAGUGAGUACUACGCUGCAGAGAGGCUGGGAACGGAAAUUUCCGGAAAUUGUCACCUUUUGUACUCCGAGUGCGAAGUUGGGCUUCUGGAUUUUAUUUCUAAAGUUGAAUAUUAGUGUGCUUUAGUCUGUUUAGAGCAAAAGCAAACAUGGAAUUUUUGAAGCGAAAGAGGUUACGAGUAUUAAUGAAAGUGUAAUAUUUAAUUAUUUUUGAUAAUUACUAAAAGAUUCUAACAGUGGACCAGGAAGUGGCUUUGCUGAACUUCAUAGAUGCUCCAGUUCAGACCAAGAUUGCGGCCUCAGGUUGGUAGCUCGGGGAAAAACCGGCAAAAAUUGAAUUAUUUUGAAUAUUCGUUAAGAAAUGAGUUGUUGAACCAAGCCGGAGCUUACGAACAAUCAAGCCAGUUUCUUUCUUGUGUGUAGUUCCCCUGUACUUAAAUAUCCCCAAAUGAUAAAAUUUUCUUUAGUUUAAUUUGGGAAUUGUUGUCACAUUCUUGUCCUUGACUGGUAAACUUUUAUUCGGAAUUCACCUUAAACCCUGCAAGUUAAGCAUGAAAUGGGCUCAAGCCCUCAUCUUUGCUUGGUAAGCAGGAGUUCUAAAGUGUUCAGAAAACUAACAAUUUCGGCAGUUUCUGCAGCUUGUACAAAAAUGCAGUAACACUUUCUUUUUUUCGAUUUAUAUCGGUUUAAAGCAAACAAGUUUAUUCCUGAGUGUCUUGGACCGAACUGUGAACAUUAUACACACACUGUUUUCACUUAAAACACAACGUUUCGGAGACACCAUUCCGUUUCCGUCUUCAUGUAAACCCUACCCAGUUAUGCCCAAUCAAUA